UCUUGAUAUUUUCUUGGGCCUGAACCUGAUUGUUAUAAGGACUCUCUUGGAAGGCCCAUUAUUGUAAUAAUCGCGGUAAAUGAAAAACCCUAGACCCCAUAAGCUGAGAGAACCCAAAUCACUAACUGUGCAAGCUUAGAACUUUCACUCAGGUUUGAUUUAAAUUAGGUUGGAAUGGGUUGGAAAGCGGCAGAGAAACUCAUUAGGCACUGGAAAAUACUCAGAGGAGAUAAUGUUAUGAUAAUCAGGGGAAAGGAUAAAGGAGAGACUGGUAUUAUUAAGCGUGUUGUUAGGUCUCAAAAUCGUGUUAUUGUUGAAGGGAAAAAUCUGGUGAAAAAGCAUAUUAAAGGAGGAGAACGUCAUGAAGGUGGGAUCUUUUCAGUUGAAGCUCCACUUCAUGUCUCAAACGUUCAAGUUCUUGAUCCAGUCACAGGGAAGCCCUGUAAGAUUGGAAUUAGAUAUCUAGACAAUGGAAGUAAAGUAAGAGUAUCUAGAGGUAUGGGAGCAUCUGGUUCAAUAAUUCCUCGUCCUGAGAUUUUAAAGAUAAGGACAACACCAAGACCGACAGUUGCUGGUCCCAGAGAUACUCCUAUGGAUCUUGUGCUGGAGAAGACAUACGACGCCAAAACUGGAAAGGGCAUGCCUGACCUUUGAAAGCUUUUUUGGUUUCUUGAGAAAUUAUAUAUGUUUUAGCCAAAGAUGUUGAUGAAAUAUGGGUGCAUUGGAGUCCUAAGUAGUCCAGGGCAAAUAAUCAUCUCCCACUGCAUUCUAGAUGUACUCUGGCAUUUUUGCUUGGAUUUCACUGGUUUUAUCUGUUUCUGGUUAGGCUUUUAAUCAUCACUAUGCGGUUGAACCUUGAAGACUGCCAUAUUUUCAUGAACAAUGGACUAGCUUGAGAAGAACAGUUAAACAUCAAUUUCUUUAGCAGAUAUUCAAAAAAAAAAGGCUUAGACAGGUAUGAUUUGUAAUUCUAUUUAGAUGCACGGGCUGGUGUUUCAUUUCAUCUCAAGUAUCCAAUUUUCUUUAAGCUUGGACAAUUGUUUUCUCGGCCUGUUGGCGAUGGUGAGGGAAACUUAUCACCAACUACUACUGUUAAUUUUCAGAAUAAUGAUUGAUGCGGUGCAUGUUCUAUUCAA
This is a messenger RNA of Mangifera indica (mango), 1136 nucleotides long. RefSeq names its product 50S ribosomal protein L24. Gene Ontology annotation, cellular component: mitochondrion; ribosome. Gene Ontology annotation, biological process: translation. Lineage: Eukaryota; Viridiplantae; Streptophyta; Magnoliopsida; Sapindales; Anacardiaceae. The transcript is spliced from 6 exons. The record is from RefSeq and is a predicted model, not a curated record. The coding region runs from base 175 to 654 and encodes 159 amino acids. Gene Ontology annotation, molecular function: structural constituent of ribosome; RNA binding.